This is a messenger RNA of Tuber aestivum (summer truffle), 1509 nucleotides long. Lineage: Eukaryota; Fungi; Ascomycota; Pezizomycetes; Pezizales; Tuberaceae. The record is from the annotation of a GenBank genome assembly.
ACCGUCACAAGCAAACAUCCCGCCUCAAUCAUCUUAUCCCCCCAGCCAUCACCAGACAGGCCCACACAAUGAUCCCGCUCAGGACUCCUCUACAGCGCGCUCUCCUGUGCUCAGCAGGUACCGGUAUAGUGCCGAGACGCCAUAUCACCGUCUUCGGCUACACACAAGCCAAAGCCCUGAUUUUUUCGGACCACGGACAGCCAAAGGAUGUCUUGAAGCAAGUCCCCCGAUACUACAGGGAAAAGGCAAAACAAGUGCUGAAAACUAGAGCAGACUCCAUUCACACUCCAUCUCCCCAGCCUACGGUGACGAAAUCACUGUCCGCUUUCUCGCCGCGCCGAUCAAUCCGGCAGACAUAAACCAAGUAGUGCCCCGUUUCCCACUCCCCCCUCCCCCUCCUACAACGGCUGAGAACCCAAGAUCGAAGGUGUCUACCCCUCAAAACCCGCCUUCACCACGGCCCUCGGCACGCUCAUACCCCACGCAGUCCCGGGUAACGAAGGCGCCGUGCAAGUCCUCUCCAUUGGCUCGUCAGUGACCGGCUUUGCACCGGGCGAUGUGGCAAUAAUGAGACACACCGCGUUCGGCACAUGGCGCACCCACGCCACCGCGCGCUCCUCGGACCUCCUGAAAAUACCGAAAUCCCCAUCAAUCAUCACACCGCUGCAGGCGGCCACUGUGUCCGUGAAUCCCUGUACGGCGUACCGUCUGCUGAAAGACUUUGUCCCGCUGCAGCCGGGUGAGUGGUUCGUUCAGAACGCGGCGAAUUCGGGAGUGGGUAGGGCCGCGUUGCAGUUCGGGAGGAUUUGGGGGUUGAAGAGCGUUAAUGUUGUUAGGCAUAGGGAAGGGGUUGAGGAGCUGAAGAGGGAAUUGAGAGAGUUAGGAGGAGGAGGGGAGGCCGGGACUGUGGUUCUUACGGAUCAGGAGUUGGGGGAUCCGGAGAGGCGGAAGGAGGUUGUUGAAAGGAUGGACGGGAAGGGGGCGAUGUUGGGGUUGAACUCUGUGGGUGGGAAAGCGGGGAUUGACCUUUGCAAGUUGCUCGAGUAUGUCCCCCCCCCUCCCUCCUCUCCCUUCAUUCAAGAUGAUUCCUGAUGAUUCGCACAGCACCGGCGGACAUCUAGUAACCUACGGCGCCAUGUCCAAGAAGCCCCUCACCCUAGGUGCGAGCCUCCUAAUAUUCAAGGACCUACACUUCCACGGGUUCUGGGUCUCGCGGUGGUCGGACCGGCACCCUGCGGAGAGGGAAGCCAUGCUCGAAGAGAUAUUCCGCUACAUCGCGUCCGGAGAGCUCAAAGAUGCGCCGAUGGAAAUCACGGUCUGGAAGCGAGAUACCAAUGGGGAGGAACUCAGAGCUGCCAUAGAACGCAGUGUACAGGGCUUUGGCGGGAAGAAGCAGAUUUUUGUGUUUGAAGAUGAGUAGCGGUAGGCCCAGGGUAGGAUGGGUUGAGGUAGUGGUUAUAUAUGAUAGACUAAUAUUGAAUAUCCCGGAUUCGUGGGAGCGGUUCAGUU